AUGCCUUCCUCAUCUAGCAUCCUCGCCCUGGCCACCGCUGUAACAGGCGCCACCGCCGCCUUCCAGGGCUUCAACUACGAGAGCAAGGGCAGGGACCAGGCGGGCUUCGAGGCCGAGUUCAAGAACGCCCAAGGCCUCGAGGGCACCAACGGUGGCUUCACCUCUGCCCGUCUCUAUACCAUGAUCCAGGACGGCACCGUCAGCGACCCCAUCUCGGCCAUUCCCGCCGCCAUCAGCACCAAGACGAGCCUGCUCUUCGGUCUCUGGGCCUCGGCCGGCCAGACCCAGUUCGACAACGAGAUCUCGGCCCUCAAGAAGACCGCCCAGCAGUACUGCGGCCAGUCCCUCGGCAACCUCGUCGCCGGCAUCUCAGUCGGCUCCGAGGAUCUCUACCGUGACUCGGCCCUCGGCCAGGCCGCCGGCGAGAACCCCGGCGUCGGCCCCUCCGUCCUCGCCGACUACGUCCAGCAGACCCGCGACGCCGUCAAGGGCACCUGCCUGGAGAAGGCACCCAUCGGCCACGUCGACACCUGGACGGCCUACGCCAACUCGACCAACCGCGCUCUCAGCGACAAGCUCGACUGGGUCGGCAUGGACGCCUACCCCUACUACGAGAACCAGAAGGACAACGGCAUCGAAAACGCCAAGUCGCUCUUCCAGUCCGCCAUCGACAACACCAACACCGGCACCGGCGGCAAGCCUCUCUGGAUCACCGAGACCGGCUGGCCCGUGAGCGGCAAGGCCGAGAACAAGGCCCAGGCGAGCAUCGAGAACGCCCAGACCUUCUGGCGUGAGGUCGGCUGCCCGCGCUUCGGCAAGGUCAACGUCUUCUGGUUCAUCAUGCAGGACGGCGGCCCCAGCCAGGCCUCCGCGCCCAGCUUCGGCAUCGUCGGCGGCAACACGCUGAGCACCAAGCCUCUCUUUGACCUGUCCUGCGACGGCUACACCGACGGCGGCUCCGGCUCCAGCAGCUCCUCCAGCUCUGCCUCUGCCUCUGCCUCUGCCUCUACCUCUGCCUCCAGCACCAGCCCGCAGUCUGGUGCCUCCUCUACGGCCACCGGUGGCAGCCAGAGCCAGACCUCGGCCACGGCCACCUCUGCGCAGUCUUCCGGUGCCGCCUCCUCCUCCGCCGCCGCGCCCUCCGGUAGCAGCUCCUCCUCUGCCGGCGCUUCCAACCCUGGCGGCUCCGUCCCCGUCGGUACCGGCUCCCAGCCUUCCCAGAGCCAGCCCGCCGGCACCGGUGUCGUUCCCUCCCGCACUCCCACGUCGCCCGCUGGCUCCAGCACCCCCACGCCCAUUGCUAGCGCCGCCGCCGCCGGUCUCAGCUCUGUUGCCGCCGCUGUCGCUGCCAUCUUCGUGGCUGUUGCUGCCUUGUAA
Cordyceps fumosorosea ARSEF 2679 is the source of this 1377-nucleotide messenger RNA. RefSeq names its product GPI-anchored cell wall beta-1,3-endoglucanase EglC. Gene Ontology annotation, cellular component: cell surface; extracellular region; fungal-type cell wall. NCBI's taxonomy places the organism in Eukaryota, Fungi, Ascomycota, Sordariomycetes, Hypocreales, Cordycipitaceae. The transcript has a single exon. Gene Ontology annotation, molecular function: glucan endo-1,3-beta-D-glucosidase activity; 1,3-beta-glucanosyltransferase activity. The record is from RefSeq and is a predicted model, not a curated record. Bases 1 to 1377 code for a protein of 458 amino acids. Gene Ontology annotation, biological process: carbohydrate metabolic process; cell wall organization.